CGCGCGGCGGGACUUCGCGCUCUCACGGGCCGGCAACUUUCCCCGCGGCUGCUGUCUCCGAAACGGAUAAGCUGGCAAGAAGUGUGGUGAAACUUCAAACACAGUACAGCCCAGACUCUUUGAUUUCCAGGCAUUUCAUCAGUCUGGAUGUCAGCUGCGAAGGCCUGCCACACAUUUCUGACUGGGCCCAUGUGCUGCCUAUUAAUGAUGUGACUCAUGGCCGGACCGGGAAUGAGCGCUGAACAUCGCCCCUGCUCUGGCUUAGACAGCCUGCCGUCUGGCGUUCACCGUCCUCUGGGUUGUUUUCGCAAGAUCGACCUCCACUCUAGAAUCAGGGUCAGCUUUGUGCCGGUUUAUGUGAUCCGCCCCGGCGCUGACAUGUCAUACUGAGCAGAAUCACAACAAAGUCAGGGGAACCAUCCAGUACCUGUAGAUGAUGACCAGCAGAGUGAACUUGACACCUAUCCCUGGCCCAUAUUCUUUGUUGAUGAUCUAGUAAAAUCUAGUGAUACCGAGACUGUCUGUAGCGGUAGCUGCGAUGGCCGCUGCCUCUCCGGAGAAAAACCAGCCCCUCCUGCAGCUCCAGGAGGUGGACUCCAGUCGAGUUAGAAGUCGUGUCCUCUCCCCCGUCCUCAGCUCCUCCUCUCCCGGUCUGUCCCUCGAAAUCAGCCAGCCCAUCUGCAUCCCCUCCCCUUACACCGACCUCAGCCACGACUUCGCCACCCUACCGUUCUACAGUCCAACUCUCUUCAGUUAUGCUGCUCCCGGCAUUUCAGACUGUCCCCCUGUCCAUCAGCCACUAAGCUCCCCCUUGUUCUGGCCCGGCCAUGGCCACAUGGGGCCACCCAUACCCCUGCACCGCUCCCAGGCCCAAUUCCAGCACGGCCAGCCAAUCCAGAGCCCGUGGGCGGAGUUGACACCACGGGACGGUGUCUUGACAACCAGCAAGGGCGCGAGGAGGCGCUCCCAGGAGAGUGAGGAGGGCGUGGUGUCGUCGGGCGGGAAGGCGGACCUCCACUACUGUGCUGUGUGUCAGGACUACGCCUCCGGCUACCACUAUGGGGUCUGGUCAUGCGAGGGGUGUAAGGCCUUCUUCAAGAGGAGCAUCCAAGGGCACAAUGAAUACAUCUGCCCGGCAACCAAUCAGUGCACUAUAGACAAGAACCGCCGUAAGAGCUGCCAGGCAUGUCGCCUUCGCAAGUGCUAUGAAGUUGGCAUGACCAAGUGUGGUAUGCGAAAGGAGCAUGGAAACUACAAGAGCCCCAAGAUGAGGCGCCUGACUCGUCUGUCCUCACAGAGCAGAACCAACGGAUCAAAGGCUGGACCGGCAGAGGGUUUGUUAAACGAGCCGCAGCCGUCUGGACUGACCCCAGAGCAGCUGAUCGAGCGAAUAAUGGAGGCAGAGCCGCCAGAGAUCUACAUCAUGAAGGACAUGAAUGGGCCGCUGACCGAAGCAAACGUCAUGAUGUCGCUCACCAGCUUGGCUGAUAAGGAACUGGUUCACAUGAUCAGCUGGGCCAAGAAGAUUCCAGGGUUUGUCGAGCUCAGUCUCUUGGACCAGGUGCACCUGUUGGAGUGCUGCUGGCUGGAGGUGCUGAUGAUCGGACUGAUGUGGAGGUCAGUGGACCAUCCAGGGAAACUCAUCUUCUCCCCUGACCUCAGCCUGAGCAGAGAAGAGGGGAGCUGUGUCCAGGGCUUCGUGGAGAUCUUUGAUAUGCUCAUAGCUGCCACGUCCAGGGUGAGAGAGCUCAAGCUGCAGAGGGAGGAGUACAUCUGCCUCAAGGCCAUGAUCCUCCUGAACUCCAACAUGUGCCUUAGCUCCACAGAGGGCAGCGAGGAGCUGCAGAGUCGCUCCAAGUUGCUUCGCCUUCUGGACGCUGUGACGGAGGCUCUGGUGUGGGCCAUCGCUAAAACCGGCCUCACCUUCCGCCAGCAGUACACCCGCCUCGCACACCUGCUCAUGCUGCUCUCACACAUCCGUCAUGUCAGUAACAAAGGCAUGGACCACCUCCACUGCAUGAAGAUGAAGAACAUAGUGCCUUUGUACGACCUGCUACUGGAGAUGCUGGAUGCCCACAUCAUGCACAGCUCUCGCUUGCCUUGCCACGCUCCCCAGCGGGAGACCGCAGACCACAGGGAGGCUCCUGCUCGGCCCCUGGGCUCUGGAAACGGCCCCUCAAACCCCUGGAUGCCCAGCAGCACUGGAGGUGGAGGUGAACUGCAGCAGUAACGUGCGAUGAAUUUUCACUGCCUUGUGCAAACCUGGUCCAAGGGACUGAGGAGAUGUUUUACCUCGGACAGUCUACAGAGCGCUGGAUUCUCAAGCUUUGACGCACUGUGCGCUCUUUUUGCCGAGCCUCUGAAAUCUCACGUUAAAGCUCUAGAAGACGGACCAAAUGUGCCCCAUUUUGAAAAGCCAGAGUGGGAUGAUGAACGCAUUUUUUGUCCUAAUAUGAGCGGUAGCACCGCUACUUGCUUAAAUGUUCAUGUCAUGAUACUGUGACGAUUUUCUUGGGCUCAGAGGUGAAUUAUAUACCAGGUAAUGACCUCUUUUUCUGCUGAGGCAAGACGGUGAGUUUCAUUUGCUACUGUAAAUUAAUGACACGAGGCAGCUUUGACAGACACUGAGAUGUUGUUAUUAGAGAAAAUAAAGCUACAGCUACACGAGA
Molecule: messenger RNA, 2669 nt
Organism: Xiphias gladius (swordfish)
Lineage: Eukaryota; Metazoa; Chordata; Actinopteri; Istiophoriformes; Xiphiidae
Gene: esr2a
Product: estrogen receptor 2a
Exons: 11
Coding region: 539-2230 (563 amino acids)
Biological process (GO): cellular response to estradiol stimulus; estrogen receptor signaling pathway; regulation of DNA-templated transcription
Cellular component (GO): nucleus
Molecular function (GO): sequence-specific DNA binding; steroid binding; nuclear receptor activity
Source: RefSeq, a predicted model, not a curated record